This is a messenger RNA of Carassius auratus (goldfish), 5084 nucleotides long. RefSeq names its product RNA-binding protein 27-like. The transcript has 21 exons. Gene Ontology annotation, molecular function: RNA binding; metal ion binding. Lineage: Eukaryota; Metazoa; Chordata; Actinopteri; Cypriniformes; Cyprinidae. The coding region runs from base 149 to 3208 and encodes 1019 amino acids. The record is from RefSeq and is a predicted model, not a curated record. Gene Ontology annotation, cellular component: nucleus.
UUGCGUUGUGACGUUGCUCAGAAGCUCCAGCAGCUCGAGACGUGCUAGUGACUACACAGAAGGCCCAGAGCGUGUUUUUAGACGAUGCUAGAAAGAGUUACGCGUAAACACCCAGCCUUUUAUCAGUAUUAAUCAGUUGCGCGCCAGGAUGAUUAUAGAAAAUGUGGAAGCUCUGAAAUCCUGGCUGGCGAAACUUCUUGAACCCAUAUGUGAAGCUGACCCGUCUGCACUGGCAAACUACGUUGUGGCGUUAGUGAAGAAGGACAAACCAGAGAAAGAGCUCAGAGCAUUGUGUGCGGAUCAGCUGGACGUCUUCCUUCAGAAAGAGACUACAGGGUUUGUCGAUAAACUCUUUGAAUGUCUAACCACCAAAAAUUAUUUGGGAAAUCCAGCUGCUAAAGAAGAGAGUAAAAUCCCAGUGCAGAAGCUUGAGGAGAAGGAAGAGACUAGUCAUGUUGAAGACGAUAGGGAUAACAGAAGAAGAAGAAGUCCAUUAAGGAAUCGUUCUGACUUCAAUGAAUCAAGGACUAGAGAUGACCGCAGGAGAGACGACCGUAAGCGGCGGGAACCGGACCGUCAUGGAAAGAGCGGAGGAGAAUCAUAUCGAGACCGACAUGAGCGGCGAGGAGGAAGCUCACGGGGGAGGAGCUACAGUCGAAGCAGGAGUCGGAGCCGCAGUGGCAGCCGUGGAAAGAGCCGAGAAAGAGAGCACAAUCAGAGGAGAGCAGAGCACAGAUCCAAAUUUGAGCAGGAGCGGAAGGACACAGAGCCUUACGUCCCAUCCUCUGGCCACAUGGGUAACCCACACCACCAGCAGACCCAUCCGCCCCCCCUGCUCCCUCUGCCCCCUCCUCAGCACCAGUUCCCCUCCUCGGGGAGCCCCGCCGUCCCCAACGCCGUAACCGUGGUAGCACCGGCUCACCUGCCCGACAGCACUACAGAGAGCUGGUCCACAUACUUCACCAACCACACAGACAUCAAGAGCUUCAACAAGAGCAGCACGCUCAAACACCGCUGCAGAGACUACGACGAGAAAGGAUUUUGCAUACGAGGCGAUCUCUGUCCUUUUGACCACGGUAAUGACCCUCUGAUCGUGGAUGACGUCACACUUCCUAGCAUGAUCCCGUUUCCACCCCCACCAGGCCUGCCCCGGAUGCCCAUGCCGCCAAUGACCGAGCCUCCUCCUCGCAUGCCCAUGCCGCUGCGCCCUCCCCACGGACAGCCUCCGCCUCCGGGCAUCUACCCCAUGCCUGGGCCUCCUCUAAUCCCAGCUCCUGGGAUAGAUACUCCACCCCACUCCAGAACCAGCAGAACCUCUUCCCCUUUGGCCCUGCCUGGAGUGGGACCCCCUCCUCCUCCACCACCACCACCUCCUUCCUCUUCUUCCUCCUCUUCUGCCUCUCUCCACCCUCAGUACACUCUCUCUGAAUACAACUAUGACCCUGAGGCCUAUAACCCAGAGUCUCCAGGACUGACCGGGCCAGGCAGAGCUCAAUACCGCCAUUUCAUCCCCCGCAUCCAGACGCAGAGACCCAAUCUCAUCGGCCUCACCGCUGGUGACGGGCAAAACUCCCGAGCGGCUAACAUCGUAAUCCAGACCGAGCCAGCCGUCACGAGUGUGUCGAGUGGAGAUGUGAGGUACAGCUCUGAGCAGGAGAACAGGAAGAGAUGCCUACCAUCUACAGACGGACCACAGGCCAAAAAACCCUGGAUGGAAAAACAAAAUUUCAAUAACCAGCAUAAUCCCACCUUCCCGAAAAAGAACCAUUAUGUAAACACCAAACUAGAGGUCCGCAAAAUCCCCCGGGAGCUCAACAACAUCACCAAACUCAAUGAGCACUUCAGCAAGUUUGGAACGAUAGUCAACAUCCAGGUGGUGUUUGGGGGUGACCCUGAGGCGGCAUUGAUCCAGUACACAGCCAAUGAUGAGGCUCGGAGGGCCAUCUCCAGCACCGAAGCCGUUCUGAAUAACCGCUUCAUCAGAGUGUACUGGCAUCGAGAGACCACAUCGAACACACAGGAACAGGGACCCAGUCAGAGCACAAACCCUGGACAACAACAUCCCACAACACACAAGGUCAUUAAUAAGCAGCACCCAGCAGGAUCGUACGUGCUGAACAAUAAAACCUUCCCUAAACAGCAGACGGCCCCGGGAGCCGCGGGCACAACGGGCGGCACGGGCGGCACUGAACCGACCAGCCCCAGCCAGGAACCUUCAGUGGGUUUAACACCACCUUCAGGUUUAGCGAAGGGUCCGUUCUCACGCACGGUGUUGAAAACCGCAUCAAAAUCUUUGGGAAAAACGGCCAAAGUACUGGAAGCUCAGGAGGUUUUGAAAAAGAAGCAGGAGGCGCUGAAACUGCAGCAAGACAUGAGGAAGAAGAAACAAGAAAUGCUUGAAAAACAGAUCGAAUGUCAGAAGGUGCUGAUAAACCGCCUGGAAAAGAACAGAGGGAUGAAGCCAGAGGAAAGAGCCAACAUCAUGAAGACACUCAAAGAACUGACAGAGAAGAUCUCUCAGUUGAAGAAUGAGAUCAGCCCCACCUCACAAGCUACUGCCAACACCACACAAACAAAGUCAAAAACAGAUGCACAGAAAGAGUUGCUUGACGCAGAGUUGGACUUCCAUAAGAAGUUGACGUCAGGAGAAGACACCACAGAUCUGAAGAGGAGGUUGGGUCAGUUGCAGGUGGAGGCAACAAGGUUGGGAUUGAUCUCGGCUGGGCGUGGCAAGCCACCAGCAGCACCAAGUCGAGGCCGAGGGAGGGGCCGAGGGCGGAGCCUGAGGGGGCGUGGAGGAGGCAAUCACAUGGUUGUAGACCACCGGCCUCGAGCCCUCACAAUCAUUGGCUUCACACAGGAAGAGAAGGAGGAGCUCAUGCCACAUUUCAUGAAAUUUGGCGAGAUUGAGGAGCUUCGGGACCAUGAUGCUUCCAGUGUCGUGAUGACCUUCAAAACGCGAAGUGAAGCAGAAAACGCUGCAAACCAAGGGGCUAAGUUCAAAGGUCGAAUUUUACAGAUCUCAUGGUACAGACCCAAAACUCCAUCUGUGUCCACUGAAACAGAAGAGGAAGAGUCAAAGAAAGAGGUCAGCGCUGCAGGAAUUCAUGUAAUGACGGAGCCAGUCAGCCCCUUUCUGCUUCCAGAGGAAGAGGAAGAAGAUGAUGAUGAAGAUGAUGAAUAUGAAAGCCGCUCAUGGAGGCGAUGAGGAAGGGGAAACUGCACCCCUUUUUGUUCAAGAACUGUCAUUUUUAGUUUCUGUUUGUGAAUUCUAAUUUAAGUAUAUUAGAUUGAAUAAGACAAAGAGUCUUUUAAAGACGGUUUUCAGUAUUUUGAGAAGUGGAAAAAAAAUGAAAAGGCUAAUGGCAUUCUCCAUAUGGGAGAAUAUAAGAGAACGGGAGACGUCUGUGGUCACUUGCAGUGUUUCUGUCAUUCUGCAAUUUCUGCAUUAUAUAUCAAACUCUCACUUUUGCUGAGAGUGAAUGCAAAAUGUUCAAUUAGGAAACAUUUUGUUUCACUGUGCAUGACCAGAUAUCAGUAACUCACAACAUUUGUGACAACUGUUAUAAUUUUUUUUUUACGCCUAAAUUUUCGCACAUUUUCCCAGUUCAAUGUAAGACUUAACAUGAAACUUCAUCUGCACUUUGUGCCACCUUGGCCUGUGGUUGAAGUUCUCCCAAAUGGACACACUCACGCAUCAUUCUCAUUAAAGGCAUCUCUUUCCAUUGUUAAGAAAACAUAUGCCCUAAUUAUGUCAGACCCUUUUACAACACUUUUGUUUAAUUUUUCCUCCUCCUCAAGAUUAAUGUGCCACUUCCUGUAAAUAUAGGCUCGAUAUGUGGAAAGAUCCAUGUGGCAUAUCUCAUUUUGGUCCGUGUGUCCGACUGUUCAUAUUUAUUUCUUACAUCUAUGCGGGGUUCCAAAACCAAAAAAUGCUUUGGAUGAGGGUCAGAGAAUAUUAUUAUUGGUAAUUGAGAUAACAUAUGAACAGGUGUUGUGAAUGUAUUCCGAAUUGAUUUACACUUCAUUUACGCCUUAUAUCGUCAGUGUGCAGCUGACGUUUUAUGAGAUUUUGUAUUUUUUUUUGUGUGUGUGUGUAUAUUUUGUAAAUGGUUGCAGUAGUAAUGACUGUUCUCUUCAUUAUUUUAGCCGUUAGAAUGAAUGAAUCACUGAACGAAUCACAUUCAUGACUCUUAGAGGCUUAUUUAAGUAACCGUGUGACUUAUAAACAUCAUGCAAUUUUUUAUUUUUUUUUUGUCAUAUUUGACACUCGGCUUGUUUCAAAAUCCUGGUCCUCCAGAAAUGGGUAUAAAAUGUACCAUUUCUGUAACCUUAGAUAUUAUCCAAUAGCAUGCUGGCAUCUGUAUGCGUGUGCUCAUUUGGUAAAAAAAGAAAAUAUAUGUACGAAUGCAUAUAUAUUUUUUUAAUAAUCAUAUUUACAUACUUUGCUAAAACAAUUAAGAUGUAAGUUUAUACUUCCUUUUAAAGAAGGACCAGUGUAAAACUUUGAAACUUUAUAUAUACUGUUGAUGUGACAUUUAAUAGCACGUUACUAUGCCAUUUGAAUCCAAACAUUCAGUGAUGUACCUGUUUGCCCUACUCUUUCCGAAUGAUUGUACAAUAUGUUCUCAAUAUCCACAACGUUUCAGUUUCUCAGUAACUCAUAGAAAGGUCUGGCAGGUCUAAUAGGAGGACUUGGGGACUAUGUGUGAAUUUAAAGAAUAGAUUUUGAUCAUUUGUACAACAGUUACACCACAUUAGUACAGUGUCAUUUAGCAUAAAUAGAUUUUGACUUUAUUACUGUUUGUAAAUUGAAAAAUCUAUGGAUGUAUUUUUCAGUUCUUUGUUUGUAAAAUGGAUUUCUAACAGCUGCAUGUUUGCUAAUCAAUAAAGAUAUUGGAAUGGGGGUGAGCAAAAAAAAAAUAUAUAAAGAAAAAAAAAGAUUAAGUUCCAAUUGGCCUGCAAUAAAACUAUUUGCAAUGAACAAAAAAAAGAAAAGACAGAAAACUCAGCUAAAAGAGAGAGACAAAGAAAAAAAUAAGAAAAAAUCCAUGAUCCAUUCCAAGAAUUAUUCCCCUCUGAAA